Anthostomella pinea is the source of this 1980-nucleotide messenger RNA. NCBI's taxonomy places the organism in Eukaryota, Fungi, Ascomycota, Sordariomycetes, Xylariales, Xylariaceae. The record is from the annotation of a GenBank genome assembly.
AUGGCCAACGGGCUUGAGAAGUUGGAGAAGUUUUUCGGUGGCUCGAGGAGGAGGGAGAGGGAAAGAUACAGAACGACGCAGCAGAAGGUUUCGGUCGUUCCUCGCCAACCUUCGUCGCCAAUUUUCCCAUCACCAUCGUAUCUCAGACCGACAUCAAUACAUAUGGUUGCGCGGGAAGCCCAAGUCGAUGCACCCGAGCGAGACAAGGGUCGAGCUCAAAGCGUCCCUGAAUUGCAAGAGGCGUUGCCAAAACGUUACUCCGUUGCUUCAAGCCUGACCGUUGUUGAUAGCCACCAGAGUCCAAGUACUCCGUGCCGCUCAUCGCCGUUGCUUGACGAUAGCCCUAGCAGCUCGGGAAGUGCUCCGAGGCUCUCACGAUUCAGAUUUCCGGAAGACUCACUCUUCAGGAACGACGAGCUCAUGAGAAUAUCUGGAGAUACUUUCGCGCCAGAUGCCUCUCUGGAAGAAUCCUCACGCAGCCAUCAAGUGGAUCCAUUCAAAGGGGCCCGGUUACUAGACUGGACUCCUCGACAUAUCUCGCUGCUCUUCGAUCCGCUUGAGGUCGACGAGUCUUUCAAAAAUCACCCACCGAACUCACAGGAUGAUGCCGCAGAAUGUACGAGCUUGGUUCCUUCUCCGUUGUUCUCAAGGACUCCGAUUUCGACAACAGAGGAGCACAAACCUGCCCCAGAAUUAACCCCGCUGCUGGCGGCGCCUCCUCCGUUGCCUAGGGAUAGUUCGACGCGAAAACUGACGUUGUUCCCAAGGCAACAUUCGUUAUCCCCGUUUUGGAAACCACAUAUGGACUCCCCACCGAUGUCCGACAGUGAGGAGGAUUGGCCUCGCGUUUCCAUUGAUCGUUCUAUGUCUCUAUGCGCCAGGCCUCCGCCACGUGCUGACAUGACGCUACGUCCUUCAACUGGUCACCGUUCGACACUCGGCACUUCAAGAGAGGAACCCAGAGGAAGGAUUAGGGAAACGUGGGGUAAUAGACGAGGCGACCCCACGAUCAGUGUUCCUCAGCCGAGAAACAGCGCCGGAAUUCUACGAUCACGACUCCGUAAAUCUGCAAGUGUUGCGAGCUUGUCGACUUUGACUUCUCAUAUCGCGAAAGACCGUGUACUCACGGAACCUACCUUCGUCGAUUUCCUUGCUCUGAGUGAUGAUGACAUCGCUGAAAGUCGGCCAGAGACACCCGUGGCAGACUCUUGUAUUCCGCCCACUCCACCGCCGAAGGACGAGUCGAAAUUUGGUACUAGGGGAGUGUCGCGAGACCUCUCUGCAAUACCAGAAGCUCAACCCAUUGCUUUCAACCCUUGCUUCGGAGAAAUAACUCCGCCUUGCACUCCCACCAACUCCCAGCUUCUGGCUCUGAAAUAUCCGGCUGGCAGUCCACGCGACACCCUCGGAGCUAUGUGGGCGGCAGAUCUAGCCAAGAAAUACAACUUCGAUGUUGUAUAUGUGCUCAGUCUCUGGCCAAUCGGAGGCGGAUCUUAUCUAGACCCCUCGAGGCGUUCCCGCCCAGACCGACCACACAGCAGAGUCCAAGACGUUGCUGUCCACGACGCUGGUAGCAUCCCCUCUCAUGCUUCGAAUAUGACAGGGCGAGUCCUUGCCGCUUAUGGGUUGAGCGAAGUGCCAUCCCCUUUCGAAAUCACCACUGAGAUCCACAUCAAUGCACUGAAGUGUAGCAAUUGGAUAGAGUACCGCAAUCAUGGUGCGCGUACGAACGAUAUCUCGCGUGGAUGGAUAUGUCCGUUCCGAAGCGAUUAUGUUCCGGUUUCCAAUCCAGGCGAUUGCGCGAAUAUUCCGCUGGGAGGCAAGAACCGAGGCAUGGUGUUUGCUGCGUACGUCAGACGAGCGUGCCAAUCAGCAAUACCCAUCAAAACGUCGCCAGAGCAGGAAGUUGUUCUCGAAACACUUCGCGUUGACGCGGAGGCCUUUGUCGAGAUUCUGGUCGAUAGUGCACCUACGGAAUGA